Meloidogyne enterolobii is the source of this 1147-nucleotide messenger RNA. The record is from the annotation of a GenBank genome assembly. NCBI's taxonomy places the organism in Eukaryota, Metazoa, Nematoda, Chromadorea, Rhabditida, Meloidogynidae.
UAAAAUGUCUUCAGAUGCAAAAAAACUUAAACUUGAUGAUGAUGCAAGUGGAGGUGGAUCUGUAUCUAGCAUUGAUCGUGAAUCUAGUUUGUCUGAUGAAAAUAAAAUUAAAGUAGUUGAAGGAGAAAAUGCUGAUGAAUCUGUUUAUGUAAAAGACAAAGCUACCGGCAGGGAAAGGUGGAUUGAACUCUCAUCUGAUGGAACUUUGGAUUUCUUUUCUGUUGAGCAUGGUUUUCCUGGAUGUUGGGGUUUAGAGUAUUCUUCAAGUAUUGGUGUUUGCAUUGUUCGAUUUAAUGAUAAUAAUAAAACUUUUUUGCCGCCUAAUGGUGGAUGGAAGGGGAAGGAGUUUAAUGUCAUUUAUCGAGUUGAUAGCUCUCCGUGCCGUAUAGAAUCUCCUUUCAAAGUCAAUAAUGUUGUACAAAAUCCUGCGCCUAAAUUGAAAGCGCUGUCUCCUUAUCUUUUCUAUAUGUUGAGAAAUGAUCGGAAGUUAUGUGUCACUGCAGUUACCAAAUACUUCUUUGUAACAUACCGUCACGGUUCAAAUUUAAAACAUCAACUUGAAACAACAAUAAAAAUCUAUCGUCAUGAUAAUGAUUCUGAUUCGGAGCAAUUCUUUACCGCCACUGUUAAAUUAAUUUCUCAAAAACAUGAUUUUAUUCUGUUAAAAAGCGAUAAGCUCAUAAAUGACUUUGAACCUUACCAUUGUGAUCCGCCGUUUAAAGGGCGUCAUAUUUGCAUGUACGGUUAUGGAAAUAAAUUCAAUAAACUUACUCAUGGUGGUGGGUAUAUUCACUCGGAUGAAUUGCAGCGUUUUAAAAAUACAGAAACUGGAGAAAUUCGUGGGCCAUUCUUGUUGAUGCACGUUGGAUCAGAUUAUGGGGACUCUGGUGCCUCUGUGUGGUGUUCUGCUGGUCUUAUCGGAUUAAAUUUGGGUCGCAUCGGAUUUAAGACUCCUCCUGGCUCGGUUGUUACAACUGAUUUGGUAAAAGAAGCAGCUACUUUCCCCAAGAGAAAUUAUGUUGUUACAAUCGAACGAAUAAUGGACUCUGUAAAGGAAGUUGAAGCAAAAGAAAAUCCAGCGGGACUUGAUAUUGAUGAGCCUAUUGUUAUUAAUAUUCCAGGCGAAGGAGACUUUAGUGAAGUUUAA